AUGACCAGGAUCUGGCAUCGGCUGUUGUCGGAGCUCGUGUUGGUUGCUGUGGUUGGGAAAUUGUUGUCGUUAUUAGAGUUCACUUUCCCGAAGUUGUCGCCGUUGAUCGACCGCUACCUCUUCGGAAGGCCUGUUUUGCAUGAGCACGCACCGGAUUUGGCCCAUAUUCCAGGACCGUUGGGUGCUCAUGGUCAUGUCAGCCAAGAACAUGGAGGAGCUCAUCCGGAGCAUCACAGUGGAUUUUUUCAUUUUUUUGAGUUGGCGGAAGAGACGGUGUUUUUCACAGUGUUGACGUUCUUGGUUGUGGCAGUGUAUCUCCGUUUCGCUAUUUCGUACGAGGUAGAUCGGUGCAAAGCUCUAGAGCGACGGCUUCUUGUGCGCCCGCCAACGUACGCUAUUCG
This is a messenger RNA of Amoebophrya sp. A25, 401 nucleotides long. The record is from the annotation of a GenBank genome assembly. Lineage: Eukaryota; Dinophyceae; Syndiniales; Amoebophryaceae.